AUGGCACCCACGACAAAACAAAAUUCCAAACCAGUCUUCAAAACGGCCUCGCCUUUUACGGAGACGAAGUGGCCGGAGAUAUCGCAGGAUGACGAAGACGUGAUACUAGAACUGCUAUGCAACCUUGUCACGCCCUUAGGCGAUCACCGACAUGUCUACAUCCACCCAUCCAAGGGCAAGAAGCGCAAGCGCAACAUCAAACCAGAUAAAGAUGUCUCUACCAUGGCCGAUACCCCACCGCCUCCGCCCGAGAUUAGCAAUCAUUUGCUCGUCGGUCUCAACAGCGUCACGCGACACCUUGAAGCGCUGGCUGCGAAGACAGCACCAUCCACAGCACCAGUGACCAACAAGUCCCCUGAAAGUAUGCAUGCCAACAUGAAGUCGGCGCCAGUGAGCGACAGCGAGACGAACGUGUUGAGUCCCCUCAGCAUGGUUAUCCUGACCCACCCCAAACCCACUCUCUCACCUGCACACGCGCAUCUGCCGACACUAGUCCACCUCGCCACUCUUCCACCAGCAUCCACUGCCUCACGCACCGCAAACGUGGAAACACGACUCAUUGCCCUUCCAACGUCAGCAGAUGCCCGGCUCGCCUCUGCUCUAGGGAUUCCCCGCGCCGGUGCACUAGCCAUCUACCAAGGCGCACCGGGAGCCAAGACGUUGGAAGACUAUGUGCGCGAGCACAUUGGAGUAACGCAGUGUCCGUGGAUUGACGAAGCCAUGAGCGCAGAGUGGAAGGGCCUGAAUGUCAAGAGUGAGAUUCCUGGGACGAACAAGUGA
Molecule: messenger RNA, 780 nt
Organism: Pyrenophora tritici-repentis Pt-1C-BFP
Lineage: Eukaryota; Fungi; Ascomycota; Dothideomycetes; Pleosporales; Pleosporaceae
Product: RNase-P-pop3 domain containing protein
Biological process (GO): rRNA processing; intronic box C/D snoRNA processing; tRNA processing
Cellular component (GO): ribonuclease MRP complex; cytosol; nucleolar ribonuclease P complex
Molecular function (GO): ribonuclease P activity; ribonuclease MRP activity
Source: RefSeq, a predicted model, not a curated record